Molecule: messenger RNA, 825 nt
Organism: Phaeoacremonium minimum UCRPA7
Lineage: Eukaryota; Fungi; Ascomycota; Sordariomycetes; Togniniales; Togniniaceae
Exons: 4
Coding region: 1-825 (274 amino acids)
Source: RefSeq, a predicted model, not a curated record
AUGUCAUCAUUCCUGAGAGACGAGACGUGCAGUGCUUGCUCCGGUGCCGUCAAGUACUCAAGCGCCUGUUCCUGCUGGGGCUUCACCCAAUCCACAUACACCAUUCCCCAGUCGACCACCACGACAACCGUGACUUUGACUAACACCGCCUCGCUCACGGCCACUGAUUAUAAUACGGCUGAGAUUACCCAGACCGUCCCAACUCAGGUGACUGUGACCACUACCGUCACUUCAACGGUCCACGCUACUGCCUCACAGACUCUGACUGGCAUCAUCCGAGUCAACAAGAUCUCUGACAACUCCGUGCUCGGUUACAUUGGCAAGACGUUCGUUAACACGGCUUACGCCAAGUAUGAUGUCCAGUCAAAUGCCCUGACUGUCCAGGUGGUUGUGGCCCCAGGCUCCACGUCUGUGUCCCAGGCCGAGAUCAUCAUGACCAACGCGGCAAAUGCCGGUUCCUACCCUUUCCUAGGCCUCGUGCAAGGUCGCGACGACACUACCUCGGAUCUAGAAACAGGCUCGUUUCAAUAUGUCUACAUCACAGGCACUGGCCAUACCGAGGCUGGCAGCGUACCGCAGGUUCCUGGCAAUUCCUACACCACUUACACUGGCACAAGCCGCACUAGCGAGUCCUCCAUCUGGGAUAUCGACUUCACCACGGGUGCUCUUACCCCUGCAUGGGUGAACCCAAGCGGAAGUCCAGCCCCGACCUUCCAGGCCUGGAUUCAGGGUCAGGUUUUGUAUGCUGGGUCCAGCCCGAGCCAAUUUUACCUCCGCUACCCAUCCACAGUCUAUCCCGUCAGCUUCACGUUUAUCAGCAUUUAG